AUGACAUUUCAUUAUAAUAAUAAGCUACAACAACAUCCACUUCAGAUUCACAACAGGACCAACCAGGAACUUACGGGCAUAUGGACAAUAGAACCAACAGGACGACUUGGCAACUUAAUGGGGGAGUAUGCCACACUUUAUGCCUUGGCAAAACUGAAUGGCCAUAAAGCUUAUGUUCUGCCUAAAAUGUACUGGUCACUUUCAGGAAUUUUUAAAAUUACUUUGCCUUUGCUUGACCAGCAAGACUUUGCACAUAAUGAUUGGAUAAACCUUCAUCUCCAUGACUGGAUGUCUCCAGAAUACGAAGACAUUUCAAAAGAUUAUGUGAAGCUUACAGGUUAUCCUUGCUCAUGGACAUUUUAUGAAGAUGUGAAGGAUGAAAUUCUCAGGGAGUUCACAUUUCAUGAUUCCAUUAAAGAAAAAGCAAACAAUUACCUCUCCAAGCUGCAGGAAGGCCGUGGAAAUGUAACAUUUGUUGGAGUUCAUGUACGCAGAGGAGACUAUCUGACCGUCAUGCCCAAAGUAUGGAAGGGGGUGGUAGCUGACAGACUGUACUUACAAACAGCUAUGAGCUAUUUCAGGGAGAAGUACCAAAAUCCUUUAUUCAUCGUAACCAGUAACGGGAUGGACUGGUGUAAGAAGAAUAUUGACACAACAUUGGGAGAUGUCCAUUUCUCAGGAGAUGGUAAAGAAUCUUCACCAACCGAUGACUUUGCCCUCUUGGCUCAUUGUAACCACACCAUCAUGACAAUUGGGACAUUUGGAUACUGGGCUGGAUAUUUGGCCAAAGGGGAAACGAUUUACCUUUCAAACUUCACCUUGCCAGACUCUAAGUUUCUUAAAAUUUUUAAAUAUGAAGCAGCUUUUCUUCCAGAUUGGAUUGGGAUUCCUGCUGACCUAUCUCCACUUCUGAAUUAG
Bufo gargarizans (Asiatic toad) is the source of this 918-nucleotide messenger RNA. RefSeq names its product galactoside alpha-(1,2)-fucosyltransferase 2-like. NCBI's taxonomy places the organism in Eukaryota, Metazoa, Chordata, Amphibia, Anura, Bufonidae. Gene Ontology annotation, biological process: carbohydrate metabolic process. Gene Ontology annotation, molecular function: galactoside 2-alpha-L-fucosyltransferase activity. Gene Ontology annotation, cellular component: membrane. Bases 1 to 918 code for a protein of 305 amino acids. The transcript has a single exon. The record is from RefSeq and is a predicted model, not a curated record.